Messenger RNA from Exophiala bonariae, 1800 nucleotides. RefSeq lists its product as uncharacterized. Gene Ontology annotation, cellular component: nucleus. Gene Ontology annotation, biological process: DNA-templated transcription; regulation of DNA-templated transcription. Gene Ontology annotation, molecular function: DNA-binding transcription factor activity, RNA polymerase II-specific; transcription cis-regulatory region binding; zinc ion binding. The transcript is spliced from 5 exons. Lineage: Eukaryota; Fungi; Ascomycota; Eurotiomycetes; Chaetothyriales; Herpotrichiellaceae. The record is from RefSeq and is a predicted model, not a curated record. The coding region runs from base 1 to 1800 and encodes 599 amino acids.
AUGCAUCCUCUCAAAGAAUUUCAGGAGGGUCAAGCGACAAACUCGGAACUUCAGGCUGAGUUAGAUUUCCUUCGUCAACGAGUGGACACGUCCUCCUCGUCGCAUCGUUCAUCUACCCUCCCAACCGCCAUCACCAACAACUCUUUUCAACCACAAAACUCCAGUACUCCACAGAGCCAGGUCAGCAGUUUGGCGACUUCCGAUGGAGUUUCACAGGGACUUCCAAGUAUGCCCGUUCCGAGUCCUGGAAGCCUGCUACCUGGGCCGCCUCUAUCGGGAAUGAAUCUCUUUCCCCCCAAACCCCCGGCUAUUGACUCCAGUACUACGCAAGGUCAGUCACUUCAAGAUCUGACUGUCGAUCCCCGAGAUAUAGACGGAUGUUUCUCCUUAUUCUUCAAACACUACUUGCGGUACGCUCCCAUUUUCGAUACUGAGAUGCUCCCAAAUGAGUGCUACUCUUUGUCACCGUUUCUAUUCUGGACGAUCAUCGCGAUAGGAGCGAGAAGGUAUUCCAAAGACCCGACAUUGAUCCUCUCCCUCUCGUCUAAAGUGACGAAACUGGCAAAGAAUGCGAUAUUUGCCACAGAGAAAGUACUACCUACAAUACAGGCACUAAUAUUGCUGUGCCAUUGGACAAUGCCCGUCGAUACCUUGCAAAAGGAUCUGACACCGAUGCUUGCUGGGGGUUUACUACAGCUGGCUCAAAACGUGGGCCUGCAUGUCUUUGGCUCUGCCCAUGAUUUUUCAAGAGUACCUCUGCGGUACGAUGCUGAGCAGAGAAGUUUUCGCUUCAAACUCUGGUCGAUAUGUCUUGUAGUUUGCCAAAGGACGAACAAUACACGUGGGUUACCACCCAUCAUAUUCCAAGAUACAUAUGGCCAUGCUGGGUUCAGGGAAGAUCCUUGCUCACUAUUGCCCCCGGGCGUUCUGUUCCAGAAGAAGUUAUCGGGACUGCACAGUGAGGCAAAUCUUGCAAUUCAAAGAGAUGCACUGUCCCAGAACACGAGCGAUCGAGCCUUUGUUCUGCAAUCAACUGUAGAUGUCUGGUUAGCCCGCCUGGAGCAACUAGGGAAUGAUUGUCCAUCUAAAACUGACCAGUUCUAUUUGCUGAAUAGUCGGUUGGCAAUAUCGACAUGUAAUCUAUUGGUUCCCGCGAGAUACAUUGCAGCAGGCAUCCUGAUUGGCAUGUACGACCUUGCUUGCAGCGUUAUCGAGGUCGCGCAAGACCUCGACGAAAUAGAGAAAUUCGCAGACUAUGGGCCGUUCUCCAAUCACACCGUCACGUUGUUAGCGGCAUUUGUAAUUCUGCGAAUCGGGAAAUCCCAUUUACGCGAGAACAUGGACCAGCAGCGUGGAAAGCGUUGUUUCUUCGCCACGAUCGCCAUGUCAAAGCGCCACAGCGUAAGGUCCGAUGAUAUUGCUGCGCGGGUAAGCAUCAUCUUGCCACAAUUAUUCACCAGUAAAAUGGUGAUAAAGGGACCGGAUGGGACACCAGACAGCCUGUGGCUUCGGUGUAGGAGCCGGCUUGGCUUCAGCAUACUCUUUGAUUGUCUCUGGCUCUGGCGCCAGGAAUUUGGUGGUCAACCCGAGUCUUAUGACAGAAUCCCAGAUGAGUCCACGAUCAGUAAGGAGCCGCCAGUGAUGAACAAUGAUCCUGCGCCGCUCCCGGAGAACCCGUUGAACCUCAUGGGCCUGGACUGGUCGCCAGAGACCUUGUUACAGGAUUUUCAGUGGCCGCAAAUUGAUGACCCCUUUUAUACUGAAUGGCAGAAUAUGGUCAACACGUCUAACCAAAUGUGA